This is a messenger RNA of Gekko japonicus, 819 nucleotides long. RefSeq names its product arf-GAP with Rho-GAP domain, ANK repeat and PH domain-containing protein 1-like. The annotation marks the transcript as partial. The transcript is spliced from 4 exons. The record is from RefSeq and is a predicted model, not a curated record. Lineage: Eukaryota; Metazoa; Chordata; Lepidosauria; Squamata; Gekkonidae.
GUACCUCUGCUGCGAGACUCAGCAGGAGCAAAGGGAGUGGUUUGCGACCUUCUUGUCCGCACAGCACGGUGCCAACAACCUGUGGCCAUCAGAGACCUCCAAAGUGCGCGCCUCCCGCAUCCAGCACGACUCCCGGUUGGGCAACAUCUCCUUGAUCCCUUUGCGCGGCAGCGAGCACGAGAUGAGGAACAGCGUCGCAGCCUUCACAACCGACCCGCUGAUGCUGCUGCGGGACCUAUGAAGCUGGAAGACUGACGCGUCAGGUUUGUUGACGAGCGGAAGAAUCCUGGACAAUCUCUUUGGCAUUUUCCUGGCUGGACCAGCAGGGAGGGGAUGGAGGGAGGGGGGAUACUGGGGACCAAAGGCUUUUUGGACUGCCCGUCUCUCCAAAAAGGCAAGUGGACACCCGUCAGAACCAUCAAGGGAAUGGGCGGAAAGCGUCGGAGGACUUCCUCACGAGGAUGGACCAGAUUUUUGAAUAAAGCCGCCACCUGGAGUCACGCCUUCUAGGGAAGGGAGCCAAAUUAAGGCCUGGACAGGGAGACAUGUUGCCCGUCAGGACACGCCAACAGGACUGCCCGCCUGGCCCCUUCAUCCACUCGUGUGGCCGGUCCCUGACCGCUUGCCUCCCUCUUGUGUACCUUGGAUGGAAACUGGAAAGUGCGCCCGCUUGCUGAGGGGAAGAUGUGGACUGUGAACUGUUGCUGGAUUUUACCCGUCUUUGUUUUAAACUAAAACUUUGGCCAAGAAGAUAGGAGACAAUAUUAAGGGAAGGCCUCGGCCUCUCUGCCCUGUUGCUGGCCCUCCAGAGGAACUGGC